AUGGAGCCUGAAAGAUCAAAGCCAAACCACAACAUCUCCAUGCUAGGGUUGAAAUUGAGAAACCAGAGAGUCAUGAGAUGCGCCAAUGUGACUACCCUCACCACCAAUAAUUCCCAACAAUCUUUGUCUGCAUUCAAUCAACAACAACAAGCUGAUGAUCGAUCUCAAGAUUUCCAGAAGCUCAUGACUGAUCUCAAGGUUUCCACUAGCAAGCUCAAAGUUUAUAGCUUUGAAAAAGCGAGACCCACCGUACCUUGGAAUUUGAGGAUCGAAAGAGCUCCCUACAACCUCAGACACCAUGCCAAGCUCGUCAACUCCCCGAUUGAAAUUGUGGAGCCUAGAAACAAGAAAAGGGAGGAGGAGAUCAGUGAGAGGCUCAAGUUUUUUGUUUCACACUCGAAGGGAGAUGUAGAUCAAGAUUUCUUGGCUAUGGUUGGGUCCAAACCUCCCAAGAAGCCCAAGCUAUGGCCUAAAAGUAUGCAUUGGCUAUUGGAUGUAAGUAAUAAUACAAUGACCACCCCAACCACCGAUCCUUCCCAACAACAAUCUUUGUUUGCCUGCAACGAACAACAACAACAAGCUUAUGAGCGACCUCAAGGUUACCAGGAGCUCAUGACCGAUCUCAAGAAAUAA
This is a messenger RNA of Lotus japonicus, 633 nucleotides long. RefSeq lists its product as uncharacterized. Lineage: Eukaryota; Viridiplantae; Streptophyta; Magnoliopsida; Fabales; Fabaceae. Bases 1 to 633 code for a protein of 210 amino acids. The record is from RefSeq and is a predicted model, not a curated record. The transcript has 2 exons.